UGGCCAUCUGGCGGCCCUUUUUGCGAGAAAAUCUCGUGGUGUUGAAAUCGUCUGGUUCAGCGCUGGUUGGAAUUUUCGCCAAAAAAUCAACUAUCUCGACCAGAAGACAACAAUUACAUCAUGGCUGCUGCAGCUGUUGGAAAAGACAUCGAAAAGCCCCAGGCUGAGGUCGCUUCAGUCCAUCGGAUCCGCAUCACCCUGACCUCCAGGAAUGUGCGAUCACUGGAGAAGGUGUGUGCUGAUCUCGUGACUGGCGCCAAGAAGCAGAAACUGCGAGUAAAGGGUCCAGUCCGGAUGCCAACCAAAAUCCUGAGGAUCACCACCAGGAAGACACCCUGCGGUGAAGGUUCAAAGACCUGGGAUCGAUUCCAGAUGCGAAUCCACAAAAGGAUCAUCGAUCUGCAUUCCCCGUCGGAGAUCGUCAAACAGAUCACGUCAAUCAACAUUGAGCCGGGUGUAGUGAUCGAGGUGACCAUCGCUGGGGCUUAAGAUGCUUUCCUGUCCACUCCCGGAAGGAGAUAAAUAAAGUACAAGGCACUUCCUUGAGAAUC
Molecule: messenger RNA, 551 nt
Organism: Phlebotomus papatasi
Lineage: Eukaryota; Metazoa; Arthropoda; Insecta; Diptera; Psychodidae
Gene: RpS20
Product: 40S ribosomal protein S20
Exons: 4
Coding region: 121-489 (122 amino acids)
Biological process (GO): translation
Cellular component (GO): ribosome; cytosolic small ribosomal subunit
Molecular function (GO): structural constituent of ribosome
Source: RefSeq, a predicted model, not a curated record